Molecule: messenger RNA, 894 nt
Organism: Malania oleifera
Lineage: Eukaryota; Viridiplantae; Streptophyta; Magnoliopsida; Santalales; Ximeniaceae
Product: formin-like protein 14
Exons: 5
Coding region: 1-894 (297 amino acids)
Source: RefSeq, a predicted model, not a curated record
AUGGGCUAUGGGUUUGAGGAGGUGGAUUCAAGGGAUCCGAACACAUCUGAGGUCGUUCUGUGUGCUGCUCAGACAGCUGAAGUUCCUUCCGUGAACAGUGUUCAAAUGUUUGAUAACUAUGACCCCGCUUCACAAGGUGGUUGUGAGUCUCCCCAGGGUGGUGCUUUGCUGAAGACGGUGGCUAACCCGAGAUCUGCAGAGCUGUCAAACGUGCCGGUGAUGACAAGGGCAGAGGAGACAAUCCCCUCCCCGUCCUACCUCCUCCUCUCCUCCGCCCCUCCUCAUCCCGCCCCCCCUCCUCCCAUCCUCCUCCUCCCUCUCCUCAUCCUCCCUCCGUCCUCGUCACCUCGUCCUCCCCCUCCUCCUACCUCUGCUCCUCCACCCACUCCUGCCCCUCCUCCUGCCCUCCCCUCACUCCUCUCCUCCCCCACUCGCCCUCCCCCCCUCCCCUCCACCCGUCUCUUCCUCCUCCUCCUCCCUCCUCCUCGAUCUACUCCCGCCCCUCCUCCUCCUCCUCCUCCUCCUCCCUCCCCUCCUCCUCUCGCUUCGUGCCCUGCCUCCUCCUCGCCUCCUCUCUCCUCUCCGCCUCCCGCUCCCUCCCUCCUCCGUCGCUCCCUCCUCUCCUCCUCCUCCCCUACUACUCAUCCGCUCCUACCUCCCUCUUUGGGUUCGUCGGUCCCCAUGGGAGUGUCUCCCGCUGCCCCCCUCUUGUCGGCUUUGUUGUUUCCCCGUCAACAAGGUGGUUGUGAGUCUCCCCAGGGUGGUGCUUUGCUGAAGACGGUGGCUAGCCCGAGAUCUGCAGAGCUGUCAGACGUGCCGGCGAUGACAAGGGCAGAGGAGGCCGGAGAAGAGGGCUCGGGUCUGGCCGUGGAGGAUGGAUCGGCUGCUGCGUGA